Symbiodinium natans is the source of this 1044-nucleotide messenger RNA. The record is from the annotation of a GenBank genome assembly. NCBI's taxonomy places the organism in Eukaryota, Dinophyceae, Suessiales, Symbiodiniaceae.
AUGGCACCCCGCCCACGAUCAUCGCGCAGAGCUGCUUCGGAGAGGCUGCGAAAGCCGAGCAGCUGCGCACCGAGCCAAGAGGGGCGAUGUCGUCCAUCCAGGCUGCUAGCAGCAUCACAGCUGUCCCACCCUGAGUCCGAGAAGGCUCACGUGGCGCCUCCUCCUCAAAGCCGGCUGGCUGCGCGCGAAGCGGCGUUGAAACGGCGCCUGUCAUGCUUUGCGGACGCACAAGGUCGGCGCCGUGCCUUGAACCUGGCCUUGGCCACCUUGCAGCUUUGGAAGCAAAAUGUCGCCAGCAGGCGCCUUCUGGCGGCACAAAGAGAUGCGGCAUUCUACAAAGAGCGUCUUGAACUACAAUGUGUUAGCACCCGACAGCAGGAGACAGCUGCACGGCGUUGUGCCUUUGAGGCUGGCGCUUUGGCUGCCACUUCUCGUAUUUCACUGCAGCUCCACUGCCUGCACGCUUGGAGGGCUUUGGUCCAGAGCAAGUCCCGUGAGGUCACCGCAGAGGAGUAUGGCUCUUUGCUCACGGCGCAUCUUGAACACAACGAGCGCUGCUUGCGAGUUCUUGAGGCUUGGGCCAUCGGCUUGGAGGCCUCGCUUGUUCGGGUGUGUUUCCAUGCUUGGUACAAUCAGAAGCCGCGGCGAUCAGCUACGGCCAGGGCAGCUGCUGCUUUUGGGCGGCAUCAUGACGAGAGAUGUCUUGUCCGUGUUCUGCAACGUUGGGCCCAACUGCCGAUGAAGCAAUGCCGCAGCGCGCUGAAGGAGGCCGGAGCAAAAGGCCGCCGCCAGGUUGUGGCCGUGGUGAGAAUCUGGAGGUUGGAGGUCGACAUUGCGAGGCGCAGCCGCGUGCUUCAUGCUGCAGAACGCCGGGCCAUGGCUCGCUGGGGCCACGCGAUGGCUGCUAUGCUUUCGAGCCGAGGCCGCAUGCUUGUGCAACUCUGCCUGCUGGCCUGGCGACUGUCUCACCGCAUUUCCCGCCUUCACAGGAAGGCAAUCCAGCUGGCUGCACCGGCUCCGCUUCGGCCAGUGCUCCUGGGUUGA